AACGUCGCGGCGCAUACUCGUUGCAUUGCAGUACUGUCCGCCAUCCGGUUAUUCGCAGUUUCGCACGCGCACAAUCGAUAUUUACUUUUCAAUGGCGCACAAUCAUGUCCAUUGUGACUCGCUGACACGAUUUAAGAUAAAUCGUGAUCGCUGACCACGUCGUCGUCGUCGAUAAUAAUAAAACGAUAUUAAUAAUUAUUACUAUCAACAGCUCUAUUCAGCUGUUGCAGAUUUCGACGAUCGUGAUGCGACCGCCGAUCAGAGAUAAAAACGAUAUCCUAUAAUCAUGCCGUUCCACGGAAUAGACACCAACGUGGAGGAAAGCAAUGCACUAUUGGUCAAGGUGGAGCGAAACAGCUCUAGCCAUUACGACCAACCUGAUUCUGGGUUAUAUGGCCAUAACAGUAACAGUUUUGAGGAUAUUGAGAACGGUAACAUUACAGCAGUCCCUUUCAUGGAUGAGACAACUUCAUUAUCCCAAAAUGCUAUCCUAAUACCAUUAACGGGAACAACUCCACCUCAGCAUCACGAUGAACCAUUCAGUACAAAUGCCUAUAAAACACUCAAAAGAGGCAUUUCACAUGCUACUGACAAUGUGAACAUUGUUUCCCAAGCAAGAUCAGAAUUGAUAUUUAUCGACAACACCGAAGAUGAACUACAGAUUGUUGAAACUCCAGUUUACACAUUUAUUCUACCUGAUUUGUCGCAACUUGAAGAAAAAUUUCGAAUGUUUAUUGAAAAAGACUUGAUAGCAGUAGCAAUGCAGAGUUCUCUUGAACAGGCUUCAAGAUUGAAUUGGUGGACUGGAUUUUGUCAACGACUUUGGCCACUUUCGACAUCUGGUGAUGGAAACUGUCUUUUGCAUGCUGCUUCGUUGGGUAUUUGGGGAUUCCAUGAUCGAUUAUUAAAUUUGAGGCGGGCUUUGCAUUCAUUCCUUAGUAAUGGUCCAGCUCGACAUUCACUUUGGCGGCGUUGGCAACGACAACAAACUAUUAUGAAUUCAUUAUUUGGUCUUGUGUAUACAGAACAAGAAUGGCGCCGAGAAUGGAAUGCAAUUGUUAACAUGGCUUCCACGGUUCCUCGUAUGAGGAAACAGAGUAUAUCAAGUGGAAAUGCAGAUACCGAAGGAUACAUUUAUGAGAGCCUUGAAGAAAUACAUGUUUAUGCUUUGGCACAUGUUUUAAAAAGACCUAUUAUUGUUAUAGCAGAUACUAUACUUAAGGAUAUGAACGGUGAAGCAUUGGCUCCUAUACAGUUUGGAGGUAUUUAUUUACCUUUGGAGUGUUAUCCGUGUGAUUGUCAUCGUUCUCCUUUGUUAUUGGCAUAUGACGGAGGGCAUUUUUCAGCUUUGGUUGCAAUGGAAACACCAAACUCUACUCUUUCUUGUGCUAUACCAUUGGUGGAUUCAAAUGGCGAACUCUUACCAAUACAGUUUCCUGUUGAUCCUGGUGAAAAUGAUCAUUCUCCUGAUAAAAAUCAAGAACUAUCAUUUACAGAUUCAUUGUCAUUAUUAAACAGUUACUUGGAUAUUGUGAAACUUGACCCUCAAGGUAACAAUGACACUACAUGCAAAAAUGGUCUCUUUGGUAGUCUCGGACGUUCAGUAGGAAAUAAAUUGAAAUCAAAACUGUCAAGGACUAAUUCUGUUAAAAAUCUAUCUGCUUUAUCACCUCAAGCAAAGUAUACGUAUUGUGCUCUUAUUAACUCGGAAAAACAUGAAUAUCAUGAUGUGAUGAUUAAAAACUACUUAAGGACAGCAGCUGAACGUUUUCAGCAUUCACCUUAUGCGGAUACGACGCCUCGUUAUGGAGCUGGUAAAUCUCGUUUUUACACAGAAGCUGAUUCGGAGUCCCACGUCAAAGUCGGACUGAUGACUCCUGUUAAGGCUGUCACAAAUGAAGAUCCUACAAUGUACCUAUCAAAAUCCACAUUCUAUGACACAGGUUCGCAAGUAGAAAAGUGUCUUACAGAAGACUGCGAGUUCUUCGGGUCAUCUGUGACUAAACAUCUUUGUUCAAAAUGUUACCAACUGUAUCAGCAGCAAAAAAAGGAAUCUGAUUAAAAUAGUAUUUAAAAUACUGUACACAAAGAUUUCAUCUUAAUACACACUCAUACACACCCACAACAUAUUAUACACAAUCUGUUGUUUUUUUUUUUAUUAAUUUUAAUAGUUUGUGACUAAUAUGUACAUAAGUCUAUGUAUACCUUACGUCCAUGCGUCACAACACCACUAAAUAAAUAAAUAAAUAAAAAGCCAUUUACCAAUAUUAACUAUCACUCGUUUGUCUUGCAUAUUUAUACAAACUUUCAUUUAAUAUUUUUUAUUUAAAUGUAUCAUGUAAGAUAUGCUUAACAUCUAUAUGCUUUGGCCUUUUUUUCAGUAAUUUUUUUUUUAAACUGUGAUUUUUUCUUCUCUAUCUUUAACUAGUUUUGAAAAAUAAAUUUAUAAUAUUUAAUAGCUUGUAGGUAAUUUAUAUAUUAUUUAAUUUUAAAGAAAACUGAAACAUUUAUUCUAAUCUGCUGAUUUAAUUGGUCACAGCUUUUAGUUGUAUAAUUAUUUUCAUGCUUAUUAUGUUAUUAAGGCUUGUUUUUCCUCAAUAAUUUCUGUUAAAUUUUAAUAAUUAUAUUUUUGCAUUAUAAUAAUAAUAAUUAAUCAGAAAUAUUAAUAAAAAAUAAAAACUAAUUAUAAGCACUAACGGUAAAAUAAAUACAUGUUAUUAUAUUGAUUUUGUUAACAGACUAAGCAUCAAAUAUCAAGUGGUUAAAAAUCGCUUGAAAUGUUAUACGAUUGAGUAUCGUACACUCGUUUUAUCAAAAUGAAUUUAUUGUUCGUUUUAAUUUUUUUUUAUCUGUCAUAUCAUCGUGAAUUUGUAUAUGUACAUUUAUUUAUUUAUUUAUUUAUGUUAUUAAUUUUUUUUUUGUUAAUUUUUACACGUUAACAGAAUAAUUACAUCAUAUGUACUGGUAAAUUAUUAUUUUUUUACACCUGUUAUAACUACGUUUGUACAUGUUUAUAUGUCUAUGGUUAUAUUAUGUCGUUGAGAGAAAACGUAAAAUAUAUUGUGAUUGUUUUAGAAUUA
Aphis gossypii (cotton aphid) is the source of this 3080-nucleotide messenger RNA. Its product is annotated as OTU domain-containing protein 7B-like. Gene Ontology annotation, cellular component: nucleus; cytoplasm. Gene Ontology annotation, molecular function: cysteine-type deubiquitinase activity; DNA binding; zinc ion binding. Gene Ontology annotation, biological process: protein deubiquitination involved in ubiquitin-dependent protein catabolic process; protein K48-linked deubiquitination; protein K63-linked deubiquitination. The record is from RefSeq and is a predicted model, not a curated record. NCBI's taxonomy places the organism in Eukaryota, Metazoa, Arthropoda, Insecta, Hemiptera, Aphididae.